AUGCAACCGAAAACUUUAAAAAAAAUACUUGUGCUUCUGCUUGUUUGGAUAUUUUUCCCAAUACUUGUGCUUCUACUUGUUGGAGUAUUUUUCCCGCUAGCUUCCCAAACUGACGCACCGCCGUCGCAGUGGAAAGUUCCACUAAGCCCUAACCGGGUUUUCAAAGUAUUUUCAUACUUGCUUAAUUGCUUGUAUGAAAAUUUAACCGGUCCAUUUAUUCCAUCAAUUGUUCAAUAUGGUUGGCAUAAAUUAUCCAGUCAAAGAAAGAAGAUAACUGUCAAGAAAAAUAUUAAAUAUAGCUCAAGGAAUCGACUUGACAUAUACUUUCCUGAUCGGACUUCCACAAGGAAUAGUCAAGUUUUUUUUGAUCACCCUGGAUUAUCCCAAAAUGCAAAUAUGACAAGCCCAUCUCUUGUUGAAUCUCCUGUAAUUAUUUUCAUUAGUAGUUCUUGGAUUUCCGGAAAUAAAACAACCUGCAUGCCGGUAGCCCAUAAUCUACAAAGCCAGGGUUAUAUUGUGGUAGUCCCUGACAUUACACUUUAUCCAAAAGUAUAUGAUCUAUUAAGGGAAAGAUUACUGAAAUGGUUUCCGACGUUCAACAAUGCAUUCAAUGGACAUAUAGUCAUAUUAAGCACGCAAUUCCGUGGUGAUCCUUCACAGAUCUAUCUAAUGGGUCACUCCGCAGGGGCACUCUUAUCUGCUUUAACUGUGAUUCACGAUGCUUGCGCCAUUUUGCACGCACUUCCCAUAAACACAACAGAUGUGAGAAUUCCCGUUUGUGGUAAUACUAAUGGAAGGGCUGGGUUACCUAGAAUUCAAGGGCUAAUCUUAUUUUCGGGUGUUUAUGAUACAACUUAUCAUUACGCAUAUUUACAUCAACGAGGUCUUGAACAAGUGCACGCUAUGCCACGAGUAAUGGGAAAUACACCUGAAUCUUUACUUCAAUGUUCACCUACUUAUUUACUCAAUUAUGCUUUCAAUAAUUCACAACACCGUGCUCAGCUAAGAAUGUUAUUACCUCGAAAAGUUGUUCUAAUCCAUGGAGAUAAG
This is a messenger RNA of Racocetra persica, 1050 nucleotides long. The record is from the annotation of a GenBank genome assembly. NCBI's taxonomy places the organism in Eukaryota, Fungi, Glomeromycota, Glomeromycetes, Diversisporales, Gigasporaceae.